Molecule: messenger RNA, 864 nt
Organism: Sporothrix schenckii 1099-18
Lineage: Eukaryota; Fungi; Ascomycota; Sordariomycetes; Ophiostomatales; Ophiostomataceae
Exons: 1
Coding region: 1-864 (287 amino acids)
Source: RefSeq, a predicted model, not a curated record
AUGGCAGACCAGCCAGAACACCCCUUCGGUGAGCUCGGCAGAAGAAUCGACCGUGCCUUAGAAGACCCUGCGGUCAUGGACGAGCUCCUGAACGACAUCAGAAAUGAAGGUGUGCUUUUGUAUAACCAGCUUUCUCGCAGCUUUCGGCGGCUACGCAGAAGCAUGAACAAGACGCUCGUGGAGCUGGGACAGCGCCUGGAUGAAACGGGGUCGGUUGUUUUGAGCAAGGCCCGUUCCUUCUUCAACGAUUGCCUCGUCAUCGAAGGGCCAGAAACUCCCACUCUGCCCCACACCACUUGGGUGGUGGUCACUGGUGGAGGCGUCUCCGACCCGGACAACGAUGCCGGUCUUUCGACCGGCGUCGAGAUGCAGCUCGUCCACCCGCGGCCGCAACACCCCGUCGAUAUGAACCAAUUCGAGUCCAUGUCGGUCAGCUGGCACAUGCCGCCUCCGCCGAGUGUCGAUGCCACAGUCGACCACCCGGACACCGACGUCGAAAACGGCCCCACCAGCCAGUGCUUUGACUCCGACAGCACGACGCUGAACACUCCCGACGGUGCCGACGGCGACGAUGAAGACGCCAUGGCGUGGCUCUGGCCUACGGAUGCUGCGUCCCUGGCCCCCGGCUCGUCCUCCGUCGGGUGGCCCGACGCGUGGUCAGCCGAGGGCCCGGCUAUGUCGCCCACGCUGGUCGACGCUGCCGCGUCCCCAGAACUGCCGAUGCCAGUCGCGUCGCCGACGACGUCGGAGGACGAGCUGGUCAUUGUCUCGUCGACGUCGUCGUCCUCAUCGUCUUCAUCGGGUAUCUUGGUCGACUCGGAGGAUGGUGAUUCCGAUGACUCCGAACACUACUAUCCGAUCUAA